CUGGAGCCGGCGCGUUCCAGGGGCUGCAGCUCUCACACACCCCUCCUCUAACCCCCUCCUCCAUCUCCCAGGCCCACCAUGUGCACGCUGGGGCUGUUCCCGCCGCCGCCCCCGCCCGGGGAUGUCACCCUGUACGAGCUCAACAACGCCCUGGUCUGCGGCCGCCUCAGCGAGCAGCUCCCGCUGUCCUUCCAGAGCCAGGUGCCCGACCUGCCCGUGCUCAGCCUGCCCAAGGAGCCCCUCAAGGCCCACGGGCGGCAGGAGCCCAGCGCCCGCCCGCCCUUCAUCCACCACCGCGAGUCCCCCUGGAAGCGCUGCCUCAGUGCCUGGCGCGACGCGGGGCUCUGCGGGGUGCUCAGGGAGUUGGCCAGCGCCGAGGAGGAGGGGCUGCGAUGGCUGAGGACGGGCUCGAGCCACGCGCUGGCCGUGUGCCGCUGGCUCUCCUCGCUCCACGGAUCCCUGUUCCCACACCUCUCCCUGACCAGUGAGGACAUGAUUGCAGCCUUCUCCCAGGCCGUGGACUGGGCCGGGUGCCCCGUGCGGGCCUUCGCCUGGCACCCCCACACCAACAAGUUUGCUGUGGCGCUCCUGGACGAUUCCAUCCGGGUCUACAACUCCAGCAGGUCUCCCUGCUCCCCCAGGGAAUGCCAAUCCCUCCUCAGGAGAAGACUGUGCCGGCUGGUCCUGCGGCCCCCUCCGCGCUGCCCUGCUCCAACCCCCUCUCCCAGCUGGGAUUUCUGGCCAGCCCGGGCCCUCUCCUGCCCCGGGGCUGGGCUGGGGGCAGCUCAGGCCAAUUGCACCAGUGCCACCGUGCCCUCGCUGAAGCAUCGCCUGCAGAGGAACGUGGCCUCCAUGGCCUGGAAGCCCCUCUGUGCCUCCAUCCUGGCCGUGGCCUGCCAGAGCUGUGUCCUGGUGUGGCACCUGGACCCCACCUCCCUCUCCACCAGACCGUCAUCAGGCUGUGCCCAGGUUCUGUCCUACCCGGGGCACAGCCCUGUCACCAGCCUGGCCUGGGCACCCAGCGGGGAGCGGCUGCUCUCGGCGUCACCGGUCGACACGGCCAUGCUGGUGUGGGACGUGCCCACUGAGAACUGUGUCCAGCUGCAGUGGUUUGGGGGCGGCGGUGUCACCUACUUGGCGUGGUCACCCGAUGGCAGCAAGGUGCUGGCAGCCACCCCCUCGGCCGUGUUCCGGGUGUGGGAGGCUCAGAUGUGGACAUGUGAGCGGUGGCCCACUAUCAGAGGACGCUGCCAGACGGGGUGCUGGAGCCCAGACGGCAGCCGGCUGCUCUUCACGGUGCUGGGGGAGUCCGUCAUCUACUCCUUGUCCUUCUCCGAGUACCGGGGGGACAUGCAGGGGCAGGUGGGGGGCUCCAAAACAGCCUCCAUCGUGGCAGACCUGUCCGAGACCACCUUCGAGACGAUCUACGGGGACGAGAGGAUUGGAGGAGAGGUCCAUUCCAUGGUGUGGGACCCCACGGGAGAGAGGCUCGCAGUGAUCAUCAGAGGACACCCCGACUCUGCGGGCAGCCAGACGGAGAACAUCGCCGUGUUCCGCACCCGCAACAGCCCCGUGUUCGAGCUCCUGCCCUGCGGGUUCGUGCAGGGCGAGCACGGUGCCCGGCCCCAGAUCAUCGCCUUCCACCCCUGCUUCCCACGAGGAGCCCUCCUGACCGUGUGCUGGUCCUCGGGGAAGAUCAGCCACAUCCCCUUCUUCUUCGUCAGCGCCCGCGUGCCCCUCGCCAGCCCCCACCGCAGCCCCGUCCCCGUCGUGGCCAGUGUGAGGGAGCAGCCCCUCUUCUCGGAGCUGUGACCACAGCCCAGAGGGCCUGGGUGGCUCCUCUUCCUCCCUGGGCAGCCUCAUCUUCCUCUCGGGUGCCUUCAACCCCUGGGGGGGGCAGAGGGGGUCUCCCAGAGUCUGCAUCGAAUAAAGGUGGUUCUUUUC
This is a messenger RNA of Myiozetetes cayanensis, 1944 nucleotides long. It is a transcript of the gene AAAS, whose product is annotated as aladin WD repeat nucleoporin. Gene Ontology annotation, cellular component: nuclear pore. NCBI's taxonomy places the organism in Eukaryota, Metazoa, Chordata, Aves, Passeriformes, Tyrannidae. The record is from RefSeq and is a predicted model, not a curated record. The transcript is spliced from 17 exons. The coding region runs from base 79 to 1812 and encodes 577 amino acids. Gene Ontology annotation, molecular function: protein binding. Gene Ontology annotation, biological process: nucleocytoplasmic transport.